Messenger RNA from Ananas comosus (pineapple), 1157 nucleotides. RefSeq lists its product as uncharacterized. The record is from RefSeq and is a predicted model, not a curated record. The transcript has a single exon. NCBI's taxonomy places the organism in Eukaryota, Viridiplantae, Streptophyta, Magnoliopsida, Poales, Bromeliaceae. The coding region runs from base 632 to 1015 and encodes 127 amino acids.
UAUCAACUAAUAAUCAUAAAUUUACGUGUCUGCGUCUUCUAGAGAAGUGUGUAUACGAACAGUAUUCGUACAUCACUUGACUCUCCGCUCUUACCUAACUAUCAAUUUAUUUGGUUCUACCUAAUGCAUUUAAUCAUAGUGUGAUUUUUGAUCCAUCACAUUUGGUUAUCCUCGUUUUAAACCAAAAAUAAUAAAAUGAAUCUGUUAUUAUUGUGGGCAUACAACAAAUCAAUGUUGAGUUCAACAAAUCUAUUUAUAAAUAUCAAAUUUAGCUGCAUUAAUAACAUCAAACAUGAUUGAUAUUAAAAUAGUUUUAAACAAAACUAACCAACAUUAAAAAGAAAAACACAAAAAAAAAAACGCUCCCCUCUGCCUAAUCCAACGGCUCUCCUGCCAACUAAUAAGACCAAUUUAAAAAGAAAAAAAGUAAAAUUACAUAAACCAUUCCCACCCUUUCAAACUGUUUAAAUAGCAGCCGACCGUUGAAAGUCCCCCACAAGAGUCUCAGCUCCAAAACUCCAAACACAAGGAGAGAAACCAAAGGAGAGAAAAAACCAAAAACCCCUUCUCGUUUUCCCUUUUCCUCCCCCAUUUCACCUCAAAAACCAAUCACCCCCAAUCCAAUCCCCAAAUGGGUUGCUGCGUCUUCAUCCGAUGGCCCUCCUCGGUCCCUCGCCUCGGCUACGGCCCGAUCGACGGUCACGACUCGUCGGACGAGGACGAGUCGGCGGCGGUGCGGGUGGUGGUGGGGAAGGAGAGGAGGGUGUUCCUGGUGGAGCCCUUCGUUCUCGAGAAGGACCCGUUUAGGGUUUUGAUGGAGAUGGUGAGGAACGGGGAGGGGAAGAGGAAGGGGUGGGAUUUGAAGAAGGGUAAAGGUGCGAUUUUUAUCGAUGUGGAUUCGAUUCUCUUUGAGCAUAUGUUGUGGUUGGUCUGUAACGAGUGCUCCAAUUCCUCUUCUUCUGUGUUUGUGCUUAAUUUGAAGGAGAUCAUAGAGUUCUAUUCUCAGGAUAAUUAAGAAAAAAUAAAAAAAUAAAAAAGGAGUAUGUAUCCUCUCUUUAUAUAUAUUCGUUGUUUUAUGUAUCUAGAUAUAUGGUGAUCGUUGGAACAGAAAUUGUUAAUAUGAAUAUAAUUAAUCAAAAAAUGUGGAAUUUUAUUUA